Acanthoscelides obtectus is the source of this 1664-nucleotide messenger RNA. The record is from the annotation of a GenBank genome assembly. Lineage: Eukaryota; Metazoa; Arthropoda; Insecta; Coleoptera; Chrysomelidae.
UCUACAAAGUCAUAAAACAGUAUCGAUAAUAAUAAGUUAUUCUAUGACAAAAUGGAGUGCUUGAAGUAUUUUAUACUUACUGCAGUGCUGAGCCAGACACUAGCGCAACACUGCCUGAGCAGAGACUAUGGAUAUGGUAGUGUAGUAUGUGUUUGCAAUGCCGAACAUUGCGAUAGCAUAGAACCCAUAACUCGUAUCGAAAAAUCUUCUUACGUAGUCUACACGUCCAAUAAAGCAGGACUGAGGUUUGACAAGAAAACAAUUAAAUUUGAUGAUGGACAAACGCAGGACCAGAACAAAAUAACUGUUGGUGGAACAGUGUAUCAGGAGGUGCUUGGAUUUGGAGGCGCCUUCACUGACUCUGCUGGUAUCAAUAUUUUGUCUUUAAAUUCGACUGUUCAGGAGAAAUUACUAGACUCUUAUUUUUCGGAUCGUGGAAUAGAAUACAACUUGUGCCGAGUACCUGUAGGUGGCACUGACUUCUCCACUCGCAGAUAUUCCUAUCAUGAUGAUGCCGAAGAUGCUAGUUUGGGUAGUUUCAACCUGCAGGAUGAGGACUAUAAAUAUAAGAUCCCCAUCGUAAAACGAGCAGCAGCUCUCAACAAAGAUUUGGAGCUCUUCGCAUCUUCCUGGACGGCGCCAAAAUGGAUGAAAGUAGUCGACUUCCCAGCAGGACCUUUCGGAUAUUUGAAGGAGAUAUACUAUCAAACAUGGGCGGAAUACCACGUAAAGUUUUUAGAUGCAUAUGCCAAAGACAACAUUACUUUCUGGGGCAUGACUACCGGAAACGAGCCAUUUUCCGGGCUUUUGCCGAUACUUGUUCCUUCUGUAGGCUGGACAGCUGACAGACAGCGAUUAUGGAUUGCAGAACAUUUUGGUCCGGCAAUACGAAAUUCAUCUCACUCUAAGAUUAAACUGAUUGCUUUGGAUGACCAGCGAUGUUUUUUACCUGGAUAUGUCAAAACUUUGUUUGAGAACGAAGCAGUUGAAAAGUAUAUAGAUGGCAUCGCAAUCCAUUGGUAUGCAGAUAAAAUAUUCAAUUCAGACAGACUAAGACAAACUCACGAAGCGUUUCCUAAGAAGUUUCUGCUGGGAAGUGAAGCCAGCUUAGGUGCCCUACCAGUGAUAAUCCAACACGUCAAGCUUGGAUCAUGGGAUAGAGCUGAAUCGUAUGCUUUUGAUAUCAUUGAUGACGUGAACCAUUACGUUGGCGGGUGGGUAGAUUGGAACAUGGCACUGAAUCUCCAAGGUGGUCCAACAUACAUCGCUAACUAUCUGGAUGCCCCAAUCAUAGUGAAUGCUACAGCAGGAGAAUUCUACAAGCAGCCGUACUUCUACGUCAUUGGUCAUUUCUCCAAAUUCGUUCCAAGAGGCUCUUUGAGGAUAGAAACAACACACACAGAUAAAGAUCUGAUUGUUACAGCAUUCAGGAGGCCUGAUAAUGGAACUGCUAUUGUGAUUUUAAAUAGGACUGAUAAAAUCAAACACGUGACACUGACAACAGGAGACGGUCGAAACAUAAGUACACAGUUGACUAAACGUUCUCUAAGCACAUUUUUGUAUUGGUGAUAUUAGGAAUAAUGUAAAAUUCAGAUUGUACAUAGAUCGACUUAUAUAUUAUUAUUUUGUAAUCUAAAUAAAGUAUAAGCCACUUUCAUAGGAUA